AUGGUGGGCACGCGCAGAGCGUCCACGUCGUCGUCGACGUCCGUCGCGCACGGCAAAGAUUUAAUCAAGCAAAUCCAGGCUGCGAUCGCGACGAACGAUCACGCCACGGCGCUGGAACGUUUGGACGAUUUCAAAGUGCACGCGGCGACGACGUUCGUAGGAAACGAAGAAGACGAGCUCCGGCUGAGGCGCGAGGCGGCGGAACACGGGGUCAUGAUCAGCGCGGCGACGCGAGACGAGGAGAGCUUUGAGCGACACGCCUCGCAGGCGAAAGCUGCUUACGACGCCUGCAAGCGCGCGCCUUGCAAGCAACCCAUCGAGCGUUCGCAAAAUGAGGCGCUCAUCGUCGGGUUAAACCUGUUGCGGUUGCUGGUUCAGAACCGCAUCGCCGAGUUUCACGCCGAGCUUGAGACGACGGACGACGACGUCUUGAAAGAUCAACGCGUGCAAGCGGUGUUGGAGCUCGAACAGUUUUUGAUGGAGGGGGCGUAUAACAAGAUUGCGCAGCGACAAAACGCGCUACCAGAUCCGAGCUACGAGUAUUUCAUGUCGAUGUUGAUGAACACGGUGCGAGACGAAAUUGCGAGUUGCGCCGAGAGCGCGUACGGCUCGCUUACGGGCGCAGAGGCGAUGAAAUUGUUAGGAUUCGCAAACGCUCAAGAGUUUGAAAAAUACGCAAACGCGCGUGACUGGACGAUGGACGCCAACGGAGGCGUGGUUUUCAACGAAGAAGUCGCGCCAGCGAGCGCCAGGGACAUCCCGGCGGCCGCUCUGAUAAAUCAAACGUUGCUCUACGCCAAGGAACUCGAGCGCAUCGUGUAG
Messenger RNA from Ostreococcus lucimarinus CCE9901, 822 nucleotides. RefSeq lists its product with no specific name. Gene Ontology annotation, cellular component: cytosol; proteasome regulatory particle; nucleus. The coding region runs from base 1 to 822 and encodes 273 amino acids. The record is from RefSeq and is a predicted model, not a curated record. The transcript has a single exon. Gene Ontology annotation, biological process: proteasome-mediated ubiquitin-dependent protein catabolic process. Lineage: Eukaryota; Viridiplantae; Chlorophyta; Mamiellophyceae; Mamiellales; Bathycoccaceae.